GUGUGCUCUCUGACGUGUGCAUUGUUCAUGUUGAAGCGAAAUAAAUGGUUGAUUUUUUUUCUGUUGCUAUAUCCCAAUGUCGUCCAUAUUUUACCAACAAUUGCGCACGCAGUCGGGUAUUAUUGCCACACGUUUUAACCGUUCAACGUUUUGAUGUAGUAGCCGAGUUUGUUGGUGCGGUACUCAUGGCUUUGCGUUGUAUGAGAAUCGUCUCCUUAGUUCUUCUUUCUUUGCACAUCUUUUUUCUGAUUGACAAAUGUUAGAAUUUACUCAUCUUGCCAAUCAGUUUGCCUUGAUAAGAAAGCCUAAGAACUGACGUGCACACAAACAAAUUGUGAAACUUGAAAUCAUAAAAUUUGAAUAAUUUCAUAGACAGGUUUUCAGAAUUGAGCCCAGUAUUGACAAAGUGUUUGAAUUCAAAAACUGGUGAUUAUUUUGUUAAGACAGUGAUUUUGUGCAUUUCAACGGCGGCAAUUGUGAAAUGAGCAGUGUCGGGAUUAACGGCGAAAAUCGAGAAAGAAAUGGGCACGUGCUUGUGUGGGAUCAAACUGGCCUGGAAGAAACAGACAGGCAGGCGCCAAAGCCAAGAGCCAUGGUGGGGUCACGUCACAUAGUGACUUUCAUGCUUUUUCUUGGCAUGGCAAAUGCAUACGUAAUGCGUACAAACAUGUCUGUAGCCAUAGUGGCGAUGGUGAAUCACACUGCUAUUACAGAAAGUCAUGACGAGUACCCUAACGAGUGUGGAGUAGUAACCAAUAUCAAUUCAACUGAAGGUAACAAUAACGAUGGAGAAUUCAUUUGGGACUCUAGGAAGCAGGGAUACCUGCUUAGUUCUUUCUUCUACGGUUACGUUAUAACACAAAUACCAUUCGGAAUCUUAGCCAAACGUUAUGGAUCAAAAUAUUUCCUUGGUGUCGGAAUGUUAAUAAAUUCUUUAUUCGGCUUGCUGGUCCCGAUUUCUGCACAUUGGGGUUACUACUGGUUAAUGUUAGUACGUUUCAUUCAAGGCUUAGGAGAGGGUCCGAUUGUGCCUUGUACGCACGCACUGUUGGCUAAGUGGAUUCCCCCAAACGAGAGAAGCAGAAUGGGUGCAUUUGUCUAUGCUGGAGCGCAAUUUGGGACCGUUAUUUCAAUGCCGUUAAGUGGGCUCCUUUCUGAGUAUGGAUUUUCUGGCGGUUGGCCGUCGAUAUUUUACGUAUUCGGUGCUGUUGGGGCCGUCUGGUGUAUAUCAUUUCUACUGAUAGUUCACGAAGAUCCUGAGAAACAUCCACGCAUUUCAGAUGAUGAGAAAAAAUACAUCUUGAGUGCCCUUUGGGGAGCUGCAGGAGCAACGUCUCCACCAGUUCCAUGGAAGUCUAUCGUUACAUCUCUGCCUUUCUGGGCAAUUUUAAUAGCACACAUGGGUCAGAAUUACGGUUACGAAACGUUGAUGACUGAGCUCCCAACAUUUAUGAAGCAAAUUCUUCAUUUCAAUAUUAAAUCGAAUGGAACAGUGUCUUCUCUGCCGUAUUUAGCAAUGUGGAUUUUUUCCAUGUUAAUAUCUCAUGUUGCUGAUUGGAUAAUAUCAAGGAAAAAACUUAAUCACACUAUAACACGAAAAAUUGUUAAUGGAAUUGGCCAGUAUGGUCCGGCGAUUGCUCUAAUUGCCGCUUCUUACACUGGGUGCAAUCCUUGGCUUACCGUUGCUCUUUUAACGAUCGGCGUCGGCAUGAACGGUGGAAUCUACUCUGGGUUUAAAGUAAAUCAUUUAGAUAUUUCACCACGAUUUGCUGGGGUUCUAAUGUCUUUUACAAAUUGUCUUGCCAAUUUGGCUGGUCUUCUUGCUCCUAUUACAGCUGGUCACAUAAUCGUUGGUCAGCCUACGCAAGCUAAAUGGAGAAUCGUUUUCAUGAUAUCUGCUGCGGUUUACAUUGUGUGUGCCACGUUUUACGUCAUAUUUGGUUCCGGAGAAAGGCAGGCUUGGGACAAUCCUGAAAAAGAUGUUAAAAGAGUGGAACAAAGGAAAUUGGAUACAAUAAAGACAGUGAACGAGACAAAGCAGUGACGAAUUUCCCAUUUUAGGGAAUAUUUUCCCCGUCAAUACAAUAUUGGAGAAAAAGAUUCCGUUUAUUCUUUUAAAUAUAAAACAUAAGUGAACAUUACAGAAAACAGGUAGCAAAAAAACAUUCAAUUAAAAAAUUGGAUUUUAUUGCAGUAUUGUAUUGUAAUGAUUAAUACUAUAAUACUAUAAUUUGAUUACUUUGCUGUAUUAUAGUUCAUUAAAUAUCAUAAGAUUAAAGCACAUUUUGUACAAAACUUCUCAGUGCAUUGAGACGUGCAUCGGAAUUACAUUAUACCUUUUCAUUAUUUAAAUCUAACUUUAAAUGCAACUUGUAACAUAUUGUAACUAUGUCAGUAGUAUAAAGAAACAAAUAAUAUUUACGGUUCUAAGACUUGAUAGACUGUAUUUAUAUUCUUAUAAGCUGUAAUCUGCGUUUCCUGCAUUGAAAGUAACUUAUUAAUUUGUUCCCCGAUAGCAUUUAAGGUCCCAGCAACCUAGGAGCAAUCUUGUAAACUUUGCAAUAAGACACUGCAAAGCUGUGGUAAGUUUACUGGAAGACUGGUAUUAAGUUGCUGGUAGGCUAGACAAUUGUUUUUAAUCUUUUUUUCCAAUACAUUAACAAAUAUCUUGAAUAAUUUAAAUGUACGUAAUCAUACAACGCAUGCGAAUUUAAAGCUUAUGAAUCUGCAGUUUUAAAAUCCACAUUUUUUUGGCUCGUUAUAAAUAAUAGCUAUAAUUUAUAUGUUUUUCCGAUUCGCUUGUAAUUUGAUGAUAUAAAUAAAUGGCAUAUAGAAC
Messenger RNA from Belonocnema kinseyi, 2836 nucleotides. RefSeq names its product putative inorganic phosphate cotransporter (gene Picot). The coding region runs from base 482 to 2044 and encodes 520 amino acids. The record is from RefSeq and is a predicted model, not a curated record. The transcript is spliced from 8 exons. Gene Ontology annotation, biological process: monoatomic anion transport; transmembrane transport. Lineage: Eukaryota; Metazoa; Arthropoda; Insecta; Hymenoptera; Cynipidae. Gene Ontology annotation, molecular function: transmembrane transporter activity.